AUACCUGUCCAACAACCCUCACUGACGGCCCUAUCUGUAGUCCAAUAAAACCGACUUUAGUCUUUAGACUUUAGUCCAAGAACGAUCACAUCAAACCACACAUAGUGGAGAAAUAUUGAAGAGCCAUUUGCGUCGUACAAAUUUUAAAGACAUGAGGGCGUUGUGGCCGAAGAGGCUGUUUAUUGUCAUAGCUAGUGUAGGAGCAGUGCUUUUUGUAAUAAAUACAAGAGAACGUGGAAACACUGGAGUGACAGAAGCGCAGCGAAAUAACGGAGACUUUGACUCGGAGAUCUUGAAAAAACUUGAUGAAUUGGACGCCAGCAUUAAGGAGCUCAACAAACGAUUGCAUGAAAAGGAAGAAAAGGUGGAGGAGAAAGCUGAGGAGAAAAAGGCAGAAGGAAAACAGGAGCAGAAGGGGUUAAAAAAACUGUUCCCUGAGUCGUACCUCUUUCAGAAGUGGGGCGAUCAUUUGUCAGAAGAGGAGCAAAAGGAAGCUCAAUCGUUGUACGAAAGAUAUGGAUACAAUGUGUUUCUGAGUGACAGGCUUCCACUGGAUAGGAAUCUCUCUGACACAAGGAACCCCAGAUGUCAAAAGAAGAAAUAUCCCAAAGACCUUCCUUCACUCAGUGUGGUGCUGAUUUACCUGGAUGAAGCUCUGUCAGUGAUAAAGAGAGCAAUUCGCAGCAUCAUAGACAGAACACCUGCUCACCUCCUGAAGGAGAUCGUGCUUGUGGACGACAACAGCUCAAAUGAGGACCUGAAAGGGAAGCUUGAUGAUUACAUCCACCUGAUCCAUGAGAAGCACCCAGGGUUGGUGAAGACAGUGAGACACAGUGAACAGAUGGGCCUGACACAGUCACGGAUUUCUGGGUGGAAAGCCUCUACAGCUGACGUUGUAGCCAUUUUGGAUGCCCACAUAGAAGUUACUGUGGAAUGGGCUGAGCCACUGCUUGCAAGAAUAAAAGAAGAUCGCACUGUGAUCGUGUCCCCUGUGUUUGACAGAGUGAAUUUCGACAAUUUGGAAGUCAUUCCUUACAUUGCCGCUGCUCAUGGCUUUGACUGGGCUCUGUGGUGCAUGUAUGAGUCCUUCCAGCCCAAUUGGUACAAACUAAUGGACGAAUCCCUUCCAGGAAAAAGCCCCUCUGUUAUGGGAAUUCUUGUUGUAGACAGAAUAUUCUUCGGAGAAAUUGGCACUUUAGAUGGUGGAAUGAAAAUCUACGGUGGAGAAAAUGUGGAGCUGGGAAUCCGUGUGUGGCUGUGUGGGGGCAGUAUUGAGAUUGUGCCGUGUUCCAAGAUAGCUCACAUUGAGAGAGCACACAAACCCUAUCUGCCUGACCUCAGCAUCACCAUGAAGAGGAACGCACUGCGAGUGGCUGAAGUGUGGAUGGAUGAGUACAAGACCAACAUUAAUGUUGCUUGGAAUCUUCCAAUUAAGAACCAUGGAAUUGACAUUGGGGAUGUCUCUGAAAGAAAGAAGCUCAGGGAAAAGCUGAACUGUAAGCCCUUCCAGUGGUAUAUAGACAACGUCUACCCUAAGCUGGACCAUUGGGAAGACCUUGUUGCUUAUGGGGCUAUGAAGAACACUGUGAAAGAGAAUGUUUGUAUCGAUCAGGGGCCUGUUCCUGGACAUGUACCUAUUGCAUAUGGAUGUCACUACUAUGGUCCACAGCGAGUAUACAUCCGUAAACACGGUGAAGUUUACAUUGGAGGUAUUAAGUCUCACAAAUACAACAACAACAGAUGUCUGGUUGACCCACGUACAGGCAGUACCCCGGGCCUGUAUGAGUGCAAUGUGGCAAAACAAAAAGGCUAUAGCAUCUACUGGGACUUUAAGCAGGGGAAGGCCUUGGCCAACAAAGAAACGCAUAGAUGUCUUGAAGUUGAAAAGGGAGCACUUGUGAUUCAGAACUGCACAGGUCAAGGCUGGGAAAUUCAGCACAUUAUUACAGACCUCUAAUGGACACACAGCAGUUGUUGAUGGCUAUCGAUAUUGGAUGAAUUGUGCACCACAUGUCUAAAAGAGGGGUAUCUAAGAAUAUUACUUCAUGGAACUUUUGGGAUAAAAUGUUUUGUUUUAUAAGAAAAAAAAGAAAAAAGCUAUUUUUAUCGAUGGUGUUUGUCCAUUCAUUUGGCCACAAAACGGUUUUUAUGUACUGUUUUAUUUUCUAGUCAACUUUUAGCAUCUCCUGUAUAUUGUGGGUUUCAGGUACAUGAUGUCCCACAAUCUCCUUAUUAAGUCUAUUUACUGUAUAUACUCUAUAUCACAAAAAGGUCACAGAGGUUAACUACCAGUGUGGCUGAGGAAAGGGAAAAACACAAUUAGUGGCCACACAGUACACUACCACAAUACAAGGUGUGACCCAAAAAGAAAAAGAAUUAGAAAAGAGAAAAUGAGAAGAUUGGGAAAGAUAGAUGAAGGGAGCAGAAAAAAAAGGGAUUUCAAUACAAAAGAAUCUCUUUGUGAAGGAAAACUUUGGUCAGGGUUUUAAGUGGAUUCAUUGGUGCUAAAACCAAGAGCUUUAAACAAUGAUGACUCUUAUGGCAAAGUUUAGGAAUUGCUUCCAAUUAGACAAAACCAGGUGUCUGGCCAGUAAAGGGAAACGUGUAAGUAUUGAGACAGGUGAUAUUUUUGCUGUGCAUUACUGAAAUUUGUAUAUCAGAUCAAUAGAUAAAUGUGAGACAAAAGAAUAGAAUGUCAGCUUUUAUUUAUGGUUUAUUUUGUAAAAACAUGUUAAGCCAUGUUAGAAUAACAAUGUUUUGUUCGGAAUUUCAGGUCAGCAUAAGAAUUGAGAAAAAUCUAUUAAAAGUACUGUACUGUUCA
This is a messenger RNA of Lepisosteus oculatus (spotted gar), 2821 nucleotides long. Its product is annotated as probable polypeptide N-acetylgalactosaminyltransferase 8. Gene Ontology annotation, cellular component: Golgi apparatus. Gene Ontology annotation, molecular function: polypeptide N-acetylgalactosaminyltransferase activity. Gene Ontology annotation, biological process: protein O-linked glycosylation. The record is from RefSeq and is a predicted model, not a curated record. NCBI's taxonomy places the organism in Eukaryota, Metazoa, Chordata, Actinopteri, Semionotiformes, Lepisosteidae.